Messenger RNA from Melanotaenia boesemani (Boeseman's rainbowfish), 3808 nucleotides. Its product is annotated as carbohydrate sulfotransferase 15-like. Gene Ontology annotation, molecular function: N-acetylgalactosamine 4-sulfate 6-O-sulfotransferase activity. Gene Ontology annotation, biological process: hexose biosynthetic process. The record is from RefSeq and is a predicted model, not a curated record. The transcript is spliced from 8 exons. Lineage: Eukaryota; Metazoa; Chordata; Actinopteri; Atheriniformes; Melanotaeniidae. Bases 349 to 1989 code for a protein of 546 amino acids.
GGAGACGAGCUCACAGUCUGAUGGAGACGUACCUACGAUGAAACGUAGUCAGUUUAUCAGCAUGAACAUUAAACGACUAUUCGUAUACUGUCAAAUCGCGCUGAGUCCUUCAACUGGUGGUCACGUUUGCUCUCGAGCAGCUCCGUAAGGAGACGCACACAAAAAAAGAAGAUAAAAAAAAGCCGAGUAAUUUCAGAGAAGCCCUGCUGAAGAGUGGGGAGCGUGCAUGAAAUGAAGACAAACGAUGACCUGCAGAUUAACACAACCUCCUGUAGGAAAACCUGACCUUUUUUAAAUAAUACUUUCCUGGCUUCUCUUUCUGUAUGCCUACUGUGCUUCUGUGUCAGCAUGAUGGCGGCAGACUGCAACAAUGGAAGUCCCACACAAACGCAUCAGAGUCACAGCCUCCACAGCUUGCCUCUGGUUCAAAACUUUGGGAAAAGGUCCGUCAGAACAUUUUUUGACUUCAGUCACACAAAUGCACCUGAAAAUCUGGAUGCCAAGUGCAUACCCCUGUUAUUUUUAACCAACCUAAGCCGCAUCUCAAAGGUCAAAGUGGUUAGCUUCCUCCUGGGCUCCACAGUGACAUUUCUCAUCAUGGCGUCGUAUGUCCUGAUGUGGGACAAGAAAGGACCAUUGGUUACUGCCAUACCCUAUGACCUCAGACCUGUUGUCAUCCCAACCAGCACACUCACAGAUGAGGUUUCCUUUGAAAAGAGUUUAAUAGACACCACAUUCCUGGAGACGAUUGUCAGCUCCAUUCAGAAAUACACAUCCAGGAAGGUGCCUGAUGAAAAGGAUGUCAUUGGCACAGACUCCCAUGUGUUUUCAGUAUUCCCUCACCAUUUCUUGCCUGGCAUCAAGAGCCCCUGCUGGUAUGAAGAGCUCUCCAAUAAACUCAGCGCAGUCUCCGGUAUUCCUAUCAGGGAUCCGUACAAGAGGAACCGCUUUAGAAUGUUCUCAAGUAGUUUCAGGAAUGUGUGUGACCAUUUGAGUGCCAGCUUCCAUGAACAUCUAUCCCACAGAGACGGCAAACAUUUUCGUCUGCGCUGCUUGCCGUACUUUUACAUCAUUGGCCAACCGAAGUGUGGUACGACAGAUUUGUUUCACAGACUGCUGAUGCAUCCGGAUGUCAGAUUUAACACCAUAAAGGAGCCGCACUGGUGGACCAGGAAACGGUUUGGUUACAUCCGCUUCAAAGAGGGCUUCCAGGGAAAUUAUCCUGUGGAAGAUUAUCUGGAUCUGUUUGACUUGGCAGCCCACAACAUCCAAGAAGGAGUCAGUAGGAACUCAUCUGGUCUUACUCAAGAUCACAGUGCCCUGCAAAUCAUAACAGGUGAAGCCAGUGCAUCCACUAUGUGGGAUAACCAAGCUUGGAGCUUUCUGCAUAGAAACAGGGAGGAAACAGAACCUCUGUUCAUGGUCCAGGACUUUAUCCACGCUGUCCAACCUGCUGCCAAAAUCAUCAUCAUGCUUCGAGAUCCAGUAGAAAGGCUUUACUCUGACUACUUGUACUUUACCAUGGCCAACAAGUCAGCUGAGGACUUCCAUCAGAGGGUCACAGAGUCGGUUCAGCUGUUUCAGUCUUGUCUCUCUGAGUGGUCACUCCGUUCCUGCACUUACAAUACCAGCCUCUUCAAUGUCAUGCCGGUGAGACUAAGUCUGGGGAUGUACUUUGUCUUCGUACUGGAUUGGCUAACAGUUUUCCAUAAAGAACAGAUUUUAGUUCUUCGGCUGGAGGACUAUGCAGCCAACCUUAAAGUGACAAUGAAGGAAGUUUUUGAUUUUCUAGGUGUGGGCUCUCUGUCAAGGAUGGUGGAGACAGAACUGACUAAACGGCCAAUGUCUAACACCCGGCGAGCAAAAGACAGAAAACUUGGGCCUAUGCUUCCAACCACCUGGAAUUUCCUAAGCAAAUUUUACCAACCCUUCAAUGAAGAGCUGGCCAGAGUGUUAAACAACAAUGCCUUCCUCUGGAGUACCAGCUGAAAGAGCUCGAGAACAGAUAAAGUUAAAUUAUGUUGAAUGAUUAGAGCACGACCAGGAAGCUAAAGCUGGACUUUCUGCACAAAGAAAUUAAUUCAUUGUCGAAUCAUAUGUGAUAUUUAUUUGUUUUUGAAGCAAUAUGAAUGAAACAAGUCAAGAAAAAUAACUAACAGGGUGUUUCUUAAUUUAAAACACAAAAUACAGAAUUGAAUAUUAAAUGGUUGCAAUGUCCUGAAAUGAAUUUGACUUUUACAUAAAUCAAAAUUCACCUCCAUCCUCAUGGUUUAUUUCCCUUGAAUCUUGUUAUCAAGAUACAAAAAACAAACAAACAAACAAAAAACAUUUUAUACUAUAUAAUAAUUUACACUAUUUAUAAAUUUCAUCAGUCUGAGAUAGUCAACAAACCUUAAAUGCAAAAGGAACAUGACGUGUGUAUAGGCAACAAGUUCUGUUUUAAAGUAGACAAACAGCAGGGUGCCGGGUGGCCAACCCUAAAAUAAAAAAAAAAUAGUUAAAACUAAUUUCCUGGAUUUUUCCAUCACCCGAACUCUUGGAUAAUGUAAGGGGACAGGUUAUGUCCAGUUUCCCCUUUUUCAUUCUCCACAUUUUCUAUUUUUCAUUAGAUUUGAUAAUUUUUCAGUGGAUUAGACUGAAAUCACAACAGACAUUAAAAGAUAGGAAAAAAAAAACAAAACAAAAACCCCAAAACAAAGCAAAAACAAAUAAAACCAAAAUCAAUUGUCCCAACAUACAGUUGCUAAAACUUAAUAAACACCACGUUUAAAAAAAACUUUCACUGAAAUAUGAAGAAGCAUUGCCUGAAAAUCAAUUUGUCACUUUUCUGUACCUGGUGACACCUAAAACUGAGCAGUUCUAGGAGAAUCAAAAUAAUAAUGUUUUGAUGACUGUUUUUUUUUUUACAAAUUGAUCUGAUGUAUAUUUAUUUUACAGUGUUCUAGUAAAAUGACAAAUAAUGGCCUUUUUAUGUAUAUUUGUCAGUGAAUACAUGGACAGCAAUGUUAUGCGGCUCUCAUAGAGCUUCACAUUUUAAUAACAUGGUCAUUAUACAAGAUUUCAUAAAUAAAUUAAGCUCAAUAGAUUAAACUUGGAAGAUUUCCUCCUGUGCAGAUUUACAUUCACAGGCUUUUAAUAGAAUAUUUAGUACUUCUUGUUGGUCAGUGCUUGGAAAUUAUACAAUGUUUACGCAUUUAUUUGCUUGGUGGAAGUUUCUAAGAUGACAGUUUCAUUAUUAUUUUGUUUUUAUUAAUGACUUAAUGUCAUAUUGUCUAACUGUUGCUUAAGAGACAUUUUGAGCAACGGUGUGGGAAUAAAUAGGGUUGGUUUGUGAAGAUGUUUAGAAAGUUGGAAUUUUGUAAUUUGGUCUAUCAGAUUAUUUUUCACUUGGCUCAAAUAUAAGCUAGCCUAAUUAUCAGUUAAAUGUACAAUGCAAGUGAUUUUUGAGAUGGUACUUUCAGGCCCUGCUGAACCCCUGGGAGAUGGAUGGGAAUAUAUGCAUGCCAUUUAAAAAUAUAAAAAAUUUAAUUUGGUUGCAGAAAGAUGACUUGUUAAUUUUCAGAGAUUGCACACUAGAGGGCGCUAAAAUACAUAUUAAAGCUCCUCAUCAGACACGAAUUACUCUAUAAUGCUCUUUCUGUGGCACACCCCCUGUUUUGUAUAUAAAAUAUGACAAAGUUUGUAAGUCUUCUCAUAAGGACACAUAAAUUUAAAUGACCUUAUAGAUUCACCAAAGCAUACUCUAUAUGGAUAUGCUGUUUGAUGCAUUUAGCAAACCACAUCAUAAACCAUGUCACAAGGAUGAAAU